UGAAAAGUCACGUUGCGCUGCGGCACAGAUACAGCCGACAGACUAUUCACAUCACCGCAUCCUUCUGUCGCUCUCCCACCUGCUGAAGCUUUCUCCAAACGCAUCAUCAGUAUGACUCACCAAUACCCAGCGCUGACUCCGGAGCAGAAGAAGGAGCUGCAGGACAUCGCUGAGAAGAUCGUGGCCCCAGGGAAGGGCAUCCUCGCAGCUGAUGAGUCCACAGGCAGCAUGGCCAAGCGUCUGAACCCCAUCGGGGUGGAGAACACCGAGGAGAACCGCCGCCGCUACCGCCAGCUGCUGUUCACAGCUGACGAGCGCAUCGACAACUGCAUCGGGGGGGUCAUCUUCUUCCACGAGACGCUUUACCAGAACACGGACGAUGGCACGCCCUUCCCCCAGCUCAUCAAGGACCGCGGGAUGGUCGUGGGCAUCAAGGUGGACAAAGGUGUUGUGCCCCUGGCCGGGACCGAUGGAGAGACCACCACACAGGGUCUGGAUGGACUGUCUGAGCGCUGUGCUCAGUACAAGAAGGAUGGUGCUGACUUUGCCAAGUGGCGCUCUGUGUUGAAGAUCAGUGAGAACACACCCUCUGAGCUGGCCAUCAUGGAGAAUGCCAACGUACUGGCCCGCUACGCCAGCAUCUGCCAACAGAACGGUAUUGUUCCCAUCGUGGAGCCUGAGAUCCUUCCUGACGGAGACCACGACUUGAAGCGCUGCCAGUACAUCAGUGAGAAGGUCCUGGCUGCAGUGUACAAAGCUCUGUCAGACCACCAUGUCUACCUGGAAGGCACCCUGCUGAAGCCCAACAUGGUCACCCCCGGACACUCCUGCCCCAACAAGUAUACAAACGAGGAGAUCGCCAUGGCAACCGUCACCGCUCUGCGCCGCACUGUGCCCCCCGCCGUAACAGGUGUGACAUUCCUGUCCGGUGGCCAAUCAGAGGAGGAUGCCAGCAUUAACCUGAACGCCAUCAACACCUGUCCACUGGCCAAGCCCUGGGCCCUGACCUUCUCCUACGGCCGUGCCCUGCAGGCCUCCGCCCUCAACGCCUGGAAAGGAGAGCGUGACAACGAAAAGGCUGCCACAGAGGAGUUCAUCAAACGUGCCGAGGUUAAUGGCCUGGCAGCGCAAGGGAAGUACGAGUCCUCCGGAAGCUGCGGCGCCGCCGGACAAUCCCUCUACGUGGCGAACCACGCCUACUGAGCCCCUCGCUGCACAUUCCACUGCCGCCAACCAAUAGUUUCCUCUGCUGCUGCUCCGCCCCCUUCCCUCCACCCCCCCACCCACCCACCCCCCUCUAGUCACAGGCCUGCGCUGUCUACUGUACUUUAGGACUGUCGUGGAGACGUCGAUGCGAUGUGACUGAGUUUGUGUAUUUAAAAGCUGUUUGUACUGUAUCCAUGCUAAAGAGGGUCCAAACCUGUGCUUGUGUAAGCGGUAGUUGAAGUUCAGUGGGCAUUUUAGAAGGAACAGCUCUUCAUCCACGACAGUGCAAGUCAAGAGAAUUCUUUACUAAUUGUUUGCUAACAGUGACAAUUGUGAGGAUGACGAUUGUGACCUGGUCGAAUAACAAGUCAGUAGUCACUCAAUACCUGUCUUCUUUCACGUCAAUCUACUCUCUUUCGCUCAUCUUCCCCCAAUCCAUUCACCACCGACCUACCUUUGCCUUUCAGUCCUUACUCUCAAUUCAAUCACUCCAGAGCUGCUCAGAUCUUGUGUGUGUAAAUCAUGUGUUUCGCUUCUGUCUGAAUGCAGUAUGGACUCUGUCAUCGCAAUACUAACAAUCUCCCUGGCAGCGUGACCAAUCAAAAGAACCGAUAACAUCCGUAGUUAAAGACCAAUCAAAGACUAGAUUACAUCCUAUGGCAACCAGUGUGUGAAGUGUUAUUUAUGCAGAGUUUUCUGUGUGAUUCAGAAGUGGAGGGGGUAUCGGUAUUCACACUCUCACCCCAGCCAGAGACUGAAACCUAGCUGAGGUGGAUGGGUAGACUGCAAACCACUAAACACCAAGUCUCAACCUAACCUUUCUGUUUUUCUCCUUCUGACCUCCAAUGAUUGGGACUCCCCCUGUGUCUACCGUGUCAUCAAAAUAUUAGCUUUGAAUUACAUCGUAUUGAGUUAUGUGACAGUGUUGAUAUAUGUGACGCUUGUUUGUGUUGAUCUUCCCUUGCCCCCUUCCUUGACCAAUGGCCAGAGAAGUAAUAAGGAUGAAUCUGAUUGUCUGUCCUGGGUAGAGAGGGCCUGAGUAUGAGGUUUGUAAGGGAUGGGGGCGUCACUGCUUUGUUGGAAUACUGUGAUGUUUGUGAUGUUGGUAUUGUUCUUGAAGCACUUGGUGUGUCAAAUAGUGGACAAACUUACAGAAAACUACAAUAAAAAUUACAAAAACUAUUAGAAA
This is a messenger RNA of Hypomesus transpacificus, 2395 nucleotides long. RefSeq names its product aldolase C, fructose-bisphosphate, b (gene aldocb). The record is from RefSeq and is a predicted model, not a curated record. The transcript has 9 exons. Bases 112 to 1203 code for a protein of 363 amino acids. Gene Ontology annotation, molecular function: fructose-bisphosphate aldolase activity. Gene Ontology annotation, biological process: fructose 1,6-bisphosphate metabolic process; glycolytic process. Gene Ontology annotation, cellular component: cytosol. Lineage: Eukaryota; Metazoa; Chordata; Actinopteri; Osmeriformes; Osmeridae.